CCAAUCCUUUCAAGUCAACCCUUUACAAGAAUCAGCAUCAACAUUCAAUAUAUAGCUGAGGAUAGCGGUUACAGAUACCUUGCGAAGGCUUGCUGUAAUCUGACUGGCUAUAUGCUUGCAAGAUCCCUCAAGAAAGCUAUAGCUGCGGAAAUGAGGAAGUUCAUUUUGGAAGAGAUCAUUCUUGUAUUCGGGUGCUCUCUCAAAAUUACUAUUAAUGAAGAAUCAGAAAACAAAGCUGAGAUAGCUAAGAUUAUCAGAGCUCUUGGGAUCCUGCUUGUUCAGAUCUCUAGUUACAAUCCUCAUGCUUAA
This is a messenger RNA of Cryphonectria parasitica EP155, 309 nucleotides long. RefSeq lists its product as uncharacterized. The annotation marks the transcript as partial. Gene Ontology annotation, molecular function: nucleic acid binding. The transcript has a single exon. The record is from RefSeq and is a predicted model, not a curated record. Lineage: Eukaryota; Fungi; Ascomycota; Sordariomycetes; Diaporthales; Cryphonectriaceae.